UGCGUUUGUAGACAUCCAUUCAUUGACAACAAAAUUAUCGUAAUUAACCCACACAAAAGGGGGCGGUAUUGCAAUCUCUGCUACUCUUGUGACGUUCAUACGUUUUCUUUUCACAGUCUAUGGUUCACACACACACACAACAUACUCGUAAUCCACGUGAGUUAAACAAUAGGAACUGAUACACGUUCAUUCUACAAAAUGUCCAAACUACAUCUGCUGAAUGUGUUUCUUACCGAGCGAUUAACAGCGGCGGCUGUUGAGAUAUUUGUGGUCGUGGAAAAAACGGUAUCAGAGUACCAGGAAGAAAUCUCCCGUUCAAAGGAGGAGAUCGAUCGUCUACGGAUGCUGCUGGAUGUCGUUACUCAACCAAAGAUACAUUUGCAUAAAGCAGAUCCCCAGCAUCUAAUACUCCCUGUCCCUGAAGAGGGGGAGCAGCAGCACUGUGAGCAGGAGUGGUGGUGCACCAGUCUGGGGCAGGAGGACCCAGAGCCCAAACAGAUUAAAGAGGAACAGGAGGAGUUUGGGACAGGUCAGGAGGAAGAGCAGCUUCAGGGUCUGGCGUCUGAUAUCAAAGAGUUCAUAAACAAUCCUUCCUUUGUGAAAAGUGACUGUGAUCAGGACCCACCUCAGCCCUCACAUCUUUACCAAACCCCAACGGUGGAGAACAGAGAGAGGGAUCGUAUGAGGACACACACUGGAGAGAAACCAUAUCAGUGUAGUGAAUGUGGCAAAUGCUUCAGCCAGAAGAUAUACCUGGAAGAACAUAUGGUGACUCACAGAAGAGAGAAACCACAUCAAUGUGAAGACUGUGGUAAAUUGUUUAGCCUCAAGCAUAACUUAACAGUCCAUAUGAGGAUACACACGGGAGAGAAACCAUAUCAAUGCAAAGAAUGUGGCAAAUGCUUUGGUUACACCAAAUCCCUGGCAAAGCAUAUGAGGAGUCAUACAGGAGAGAGACCGUAUCAGUGUUGUUAUUGUGGCAAAUGCUUCACUCAGAAGUUUAGCCUGAAAGAACAUAUUAGUAUUCACACAGGUGAGAAACCAUAUAAGUGUCCCAUGUGUGUAAAAUGCUUCAGGGCAGCACGGUUUCUUAAACAGCACCAACAGAUUCACAGAGAACAACCAUAUUGCUGACUUUUUUGGGGUUAAUGCUUCACUUGUAAGAAAUGAGGAUGAACACAGAGUGAGAAACAUGACAUUGCUGCUUAGGGCAAAAUCUUUCUCUCACUUGUGCAGUAAGACCUUUCGAUUCUGAGCAUGGCACAAAAGUAGAUAGUAUGUUCUGUAGAACUAGUAUUUUUAGUUGACACAGUAAGCUUUUUAAGUUUGUCCCAACAUAUGAGUUCCCCAUUUGGAUUACACCUUAAAGUCACAGCAAACUAGUACAUUGGUGUUCUCUAAAUACAUAAAGGAUGUCUACAUUUUAAUGGGAAAGUGCUUCACAUUUGUAGACAUGCUACCUUAUACCUGUAGUGGCAGGACAAACAAACCCAUCAGGUCAAUGAUCUUGGUUUAAUAUACAGUGCCUUUGGAAAGUAUUCAGACCGCUUGACUUUUUGCACAUUUUGUUACAUCACAGCCUUAUUCUAAAAUUGAUUAAGUAAAUAAAAAUCUGUAUCAAUCUACACACAA
This is a messenger RNA of Oncorhynchus gorbuscha (pink salmon), 1632 nucleotides long. RefSeq names its product zinc finger and SCAN domain-containing protein 31-like. Lineage: Eukaryota; Metazoa; Chordata; Actinopteri; Salmoniformes; Salmonidae. Gene Ontology annotation, biological process: negative regulation of transcription by RNA polymerase II; regulation of cytokine production; regulation of immune system process. The coding region runs from base 199 to 1134 and encodes 311 amino acids. The transcript is spliced from 2 exons. Gene Ontology annotation, molecular function: DNA-binding transcription factor activity; RNA polymerase II cis-regulatory region sequence-specific DNA binding. The record is from RefSeq and is a predicted model, not a curated record.